AUUGACUCCUACACCUGAGUCGUUCAAAGGCACUCGCUCGACGGCCAUAUAAUUUAGGUACCGGCGCGCGCGCCUCUUAUCUUCCCGCGCCUCAAGCCAACUCGGACGUGUGCGCAUGCUAUUUUCGAAUUUCGUUCGAUUUUCAAUUUUCAAGUUUACAGUUACGUUUUUUUUACGGAAACAGUGAAGUGGCCAGUGAGUUUUUGGAUAGCCAGUUUAGUUUUAUUUUGUUAAACGAACACCAAUACUUAGAUCAAAAUGGCACGAGGAAAAUCGUUGCCGAGCGGAGUCGCGGGCAGCUCAUCUAGUCACAGAUUCCUUCACAUCGCCGCUAUCAUGUUGAUUUUAGGUUUACCAAGCGCACACUCCCAGAUCGAGAAAAUGUACGUGGACGUCACGAAUCUCAAUCUCCUCGUGGACGAGACAUAUCUCCUCAAGUUGGUCCAAGUGGGGCAAUACAACAUCACCCUAGCAGCGACGGCGCAAAUACAGCACCCUGACAUAGUCCAGUUCGUGCCGCAGACAGUAGAGAUCCCAGGAUCUCCGGAACCGAAUACGAAUGUGACUAUCACCCACGAUAUCUGUGUGCUAGGAAAAAGCCCGGGACAUUCUGAGGCCGUCUUCAAUGUCACACCUGAAGGGUUUGUCAACAUGGACGACGUGUUUCUACGGAUCACGGUGAUGCAUUCCCACGCCAUUCGCCUGAUCUCCUACAUCAUGGGCUGGAUCUACUUCGCGGCGUGGUCGGUGUCCUUCUACCCGCAAAUCUACAUCAACUUCAAGAGAAAGAGCGUGGUCGGCCUCAACUUUGACUUUUUGGCGUUGAACAUCAUGGGUUUUACUAUGUACUCGCUCUUUAACUGCGGACUUUACUUCUCUAGGGAGAUUCAGGCAGAAUACUUCAGCCGGCACCCCCGGGGCUUGAACCCGGUACAGCUGAACGAUGUGUUUUUCUCGCUCCACGCGGCCUUCGCGACUCUCAUCACUAUUAGCCAAUGCUUCAUGUAUGAGCGCGACGAGCAACGCGUCUCCAACACAGGGCGCGGUAUUCUGUCGCUGUUCACCGUGAUUGUGAUCGUGACAGCCGGACUGGGUUUCUUUGGUAUCCUGGAGUGGCUGGACUUCCUUUACUACUGCAGCUAUAUUAAACUGUCCAUUACGCUCAUUAAGUAUGUGCCGCAGGCCUACAUGAACUACAAACGCAAAUCGACCGUCGGUUGGUCGAUUGGCAACAUCUUCCUAGACUUCGUGGGCGGUUUCCUCUCCAUACUACAGAUGGCGCUAAACGCUUACAACUACAACGACUGGGCGUCGUUCUUCGGAGAUGCCACCAAGUUUGGAUUGGGCCUGUUCAGUUUGGUCUUCGAUGUAUUCUUCAUCCUGCAGCACUACGUUUUCUACAGGGAAGCGCGUUACAUCCGCCUGCCAGGCCGAAGCACAAGCGACGAAGACUCCGAUCCUCCACAGCUUGAGCAAACUUCUGAGGAACCCUACCAGGGGGCGCCUGCGUAGAACGAACUAACGAGGUGAUUGGCAAGUUCCAAGUCUUGGCGACUGAAAGGCAAAGGACCAGUGGAAAGUAAGCAUCAUGAAUUACAUAGAGUUCUAUGUAAGUAGUACGGGUGCUAGAAAGGAUGUGCUAAAAUGAGAUAGCUUACUUAGUAAAGUGAUUGCGAGCGAGAGAAGCAGAUGGUACAGUGAUGAUAGCGAAGGUUACAAUCGAAAAACAACAUUCAGCGUCUAAGCCUAGGCGCAGACCACCGAUUUAAGAUUGUUGGCCGAUAGUAAGAUCGUGGUGUUAAUCAGUAUUAAAAUGUAUAAAAGUGCGCACAUUAUCGCGUCUCUGAUAAAAUCUUAUCGAUGAUUUUAGACGACAAACGUAUAGGCUUAUCGCGUAAAAUCGAUAAAAUUGCGCGAUAAAUGCUUAUCGCGACGCGCAUCCUAAGCCUACAGGUUCUAUGUCAACCUUAUGCCAGUUGUGGUGUUAUAUUAGAUUUAGAAUCACGUGAAAUCCACGCAAGGUUUUUCACAUUAAAUAAAUAUAUUUUAUUGCUAAUAAACCGUAAAGUUAUUUUAUAUUUACGUUUGAUAAGAGCUUUUAUUGCUCUAUAAAAUAAUUAUACUAUACUCAGUCUUAGAGAUUUUGUCAUUGAAAUGAAAAUAUAACGAAUGUAUUCUAUCGAACAAUAACUCUAAUAAGUAUGAGCUUAAACAAUUAAUGAUAUGUACUUAUAACUCAAUAAUUAUUACGAUAUACAUAAUGGUAAGUAGGUACUUUAUUGUACAUAGUAGCUAGCACAUAGCCUACUACAAAAUGUCCUUUUUACAAUCAAUUUUGAACCGUAUUUGUAUUGAUUAAAGGCAUAUGUUUAAAAUCAAUAUUAGCAGGAAAUGUACAUUUUGUGGUAGGUAUUAAGCGGUAUUAGUAACUUUUUGGCAAUAAAUGUAUCGUUUAGAUAAAACUAAGUUUACCUAUUACUAUGUGUAUAAUUAAUUAAUCAUAAUUGGUACUAUUGUAUACUGUAUAUACUGUUCUCUUUUAUAUUGUUAAUGCAAAAAAUAUAUUGCAUUCCAUGUAUA
Molecule: messenger RNA, 2580 nt
Organism: Ostrinia furnacalis (Asian corn borer)
Lineage: Eukaryota; Metazoa; Arthropoda; Insecta; Lepidoptera; Crambidae
Gene: Ctns
Product: lysosomal cystine transporter cystinosin
Exons: 8
Coding region: 259-1512 (417 amino acids)
Biological process (GO): L-cystine transport
Cellular component (GO): lysosomal membrane
Molecular function (GO): L-cystine transmembrane transporter activity
Source: RefSeq, a predicted model, not a curated record